Molecule: messenger RNA, 1626 nt
Organism: Lactuca virosa
Lineage: Eukaryota; Viridiplantae; Streptophyta; Magnoliopsida; Asterales; Asteraceae
Source: the annotation of a GenBank genome assembly
AUGCAUACCAUAUCACAACAAAUGGCAAUCAUCUCUUUUUUCAACCUCAUUUUUUCAUUCCUCCUUGUCUUGCUCUCUUCCCAAUCCUCAGCAACUUCCAGUUCCAUUACAUAUCGCUUCACUCGAUGUCUAAACAACCGAGCCGACCCUUCUUUUCCGAUCAAUGAACAACUUUACACCUCCCGUAACUCCUCUUUUCCCUCUGUCUUUCAAGCUUACAUCCGUAACCUUCGCUUCAAUGAAUCCACGACUCCCAAACCCAUUCUAAUCAUCACUGCCUUACAUCCUUCACACAUUCAAGCAGCUAUUGUGUGCGCCAAAACACACCGCCUGCUAAUGAAAACCAGAAGCGGAGGCCAUGAUUAUGAAGGGCUUUCCUAUGUGACCAAUUCAAACCAACCCUUCUUCGUUGUUGACAUGUUCAAGUUAUGCUCCGUAAAUAUAAGUAUUGAAGAUGAAACUGCAUGGGUCCAAGCUGGUGCGACUCUUGGUGAAGUCUACUAUCGAAUUGCUGAGAAAAGCAACACGCAUGCUUUUCCCGCUGGAAUUUGCCCUACUGUUGGAGUUGGUGGCCAUUUUAGUGGUGGAGGAUAUGGUAACUUGAUGAGAAAAUAUGGCCUCGCCGUCGAUAAUAUUGUUGAUGCUCAGUUAACCGAUGUGAAUGGCAAGCUUCUGAAUCGGAAGUCCAUGGGUGAAGAACUUUUUUGGGCAAUCACAGGUGGUGGUGGUGUCAGCUUUGGUGUGAUUCUAGCAUACAAGAUCAAACUGGUUCGUGUUCCUCCCGUUGUGACAGUCUUUAACAUCCAAAGAACAUCACAGCAGAACCUCAGCACCAUCGCCCACCGGUGGAUACAAGUUGCCGAUAAACUCGAUAAUGACGUUUUCGUUCGAAUGACUUUUGACGUCAUAAACAACAGAAAUGGGAAAAAGAUUAUUCGUGCAACAUUUCCAACAUUGUACCUAGGAAAGUCGGCAGCACUUGUUACACUCAUGAACAAGGAUUUUCCAAAAUUAGGGUUGAAAAAGUCGGACUGUAUUGAAAUGAGUUGGAUUGAGUCUGUGCUUUUCUACAGAAACUUCUCCAUCGGUACUCCAACUACUGCUCUUCUAAGCCGUACAGGUGAAAAACUCAACCCAUUAAAGAUCAAAUCUGAUUAUGUGAAAGAACCUAUUUCAAAACAAGGAUUCGAAUUCAUAUUUGAAAAGAUGAAAGAACUUGAAAACCAACUGUUGGAUUUCAACCCAUAUGGUGGAAGAAUGAGUGAAAUUUCGGAAUUUGCAAAGCCUUUCCCGCAUCGAUCAGGAAACAUAGCGAAGAUUCAAUAUGAAGUAAACUGGGAAGAACUUGGCGUUGAAGCAGCCAAACGAUACGUGAAUUUCACAAGGAUGAUGUAUGAUUACAUGACUCCAUUUGUUUCUAAGAAUCCUAGGGCAGCAUUUCUGAACUACAGGGAUUUGGACAUUGGUGUCAACAGCCAUGGCAAGAAUGCUUACGCGGAAGGGAUGAUUUAUGGGCACAAGUAUUUCAAAGAGACGAAUUACAACAGGUUAACGAUGGUGAAGACGAGCGUUGAUCCUAAUAAUUUCUUUAGGAAUGAGCAAAGUAUCCCAACCUUGUCAUCUUGA